Messenger RNA from Histoplasma mississippiense, 2682 nucleotides. RefSeq lists its product with no specific name. The record is from RefSeq and is a predicted model, not a curated record. Lineage: Eukaryota; Fungi; Ascomycota; Eurotiomycetes; Onygenales; Ajellomycetaceae. The transcript has 6 exons. Bases 1 to 2682 code for a protein of 893 amino acids. Gene Ontology annotation, cellular component: nucleus; site of double-strand break.
AUGCAAGAAUUUUCAUCUGACGAAGCCAAGUAUAUGCGUGAAUUGAGGACUCUUGUCGGUGGUGUCAUACCUGUUCUGUUAACGUCAGUCUUAUCCAAAUCCGAUUCGGCAAUCGCUGCAGGCCUUUUCCGCCCUUCUGGCAACCCAAGAGACGAUGAAAACUUUACGAGGCCCAUCGUUCAUAUGGGCAUAUCGCUCGAACGACUUAACUCGCUUCAUAAGCGAGCGCCAUUGAAUAACCCGGAGGCUCUUUUAUCCUGGGCUCAAGGUGCGCAAAAAGUUUAUCGGGACUAUUUAAAGGCCUGGCGCCUAGGAUUUCAAGACGUUAUCGUUAACCUUGCACCACCCGACGAGGAUCCGUCGAAUCAAAUCAACCCGGAGACUCAAAGCUUAUACGCCGGGAUGGCGCAGGAUAAAGAUGGGGAUGUAACUUUCAAAGGCAUCAACUAUGUACGGACAUCCCCGAAGGCCGAAGAGAUGGCAAUGGUAUAUCAGAGCCUUGUCACGGAUGCUAGGCGACGCUCAAAUGAAGAGAGAGCAAGGCUCGAAGACGAUAUGGCGGCUGCAAUUGACGCUACGAGAGCCCGAAAUCCACGAAACCUCGCCGUACUUGCCGACAUAACCAUUCAUAAGACUCGACGGGUUCGAGCUCGUGAUUUUUUUAAUCUCUCUUUGCUCCAUUCAACUGGUCAGCAGAUCGAUUGCCGUGCUGAACUUCUACUUCGUGAUAACCCCCCCAACGAAGCACCUGGUGGCGACUUGCUAAUAUGCGAAGUCGAUGACACCGGCCGCUGGCUUUUGUUUCCGCCAAUAGACCGGGGGCGAGCAUCUGCUAGAAAUGGUGACGGGAAGGGCGAGAUCAUUAUUAUGAUAAGGGGUGUGCCAGGAGAGGAGAAGGAUUGGAAAGAGUUGAUUACUUUCAAAACAGAUGACGAGCAGAUAGGAUUUGAAUGGGUUCAGAUGAUUGGAUUAAGCCCCGUUCCGCCAAAGAUCGACCGAUCUAUGAGCUUUAUCAAUAGGGCUAAAGCCAGAAACCGGCCCCCUAGGGUGCGGCAAGAGGGCUCCGAACUGUCUACCGUGUCUGAGAAGAGAAGCCCAAGUCCCACAGAUAUGGACGUGCCUAUUGGCGAACAGGCUACAGUGGUAUCUCUUGUUACAGGGCGGAAAGCACAUGUUGGCUCUGACACUGAAAUAUCGAGGCAAUCGUUGGGUCUCUCCCGCGAUACCUAUAGCAGUCCCCAGAGCAACUUAGCUACAUCUCCUCCUAAAGAGGAGACGCCAGCGCCAUCAAUUACGACCAAUAAAGUCAGGCGAAGUCCAACUAAGCGCAGUGAAGACCUAGACGAAGAUAUUCUUCGUCGCGACCUUACAGUAUAUACCGAAGAUGUUCCAUUGCCACCUCCUCAUAGUUCACCAAGUCCUACCGUUCCAAGACAUUCUACCCCUGUUUUAAGCCCAACGUCACGUCGCAAUAACCAAAAUCGACGAUCCUCGUCUCCGCUCAAGCACGACCCUUCCAAAUCCGCAAAGUCUAUUGCAUUUAUUUUCUCCUGGAAUGAGAAAGGUACUUGGGAGGCACUUUAUCCGGAUGAAUGCGGCAUUGUGAUUACCCCGGGUCUGAUUGAAGCUUAUGAGAUUAAUUUUGAACAUUCGCAACGCGUAGGACCCCAUGAAGAGGACAUGGAUUCUGGCAUUCCCUCUGAAAAACCACUAAUCGCUCUGGAAUUAACCCCUCUUGUCCCAAUUCGACGCGGAACUGCUUUAGAUAUAUCCAUACGCUCACCUCCCACGACAAAAUCCCAAAUCACCACAGGGAACAAUAUCAUGUUCCGUUCACGAAACCCUGAGGAGUGCGAGAAGUUAUAUGGACUUAUCAAUCACUCUCGAAUAAAUAACCCGACCUACAUCGCGCUACAGAAUGCCCGCGGUCCGUAUUCUGUGCAGCCUACGUCGCUCGCCCGCCAAAAUUCCAACCGCAGGAGCAGAUUCGGUGGGUGGUUCAAUUGGUCAAGCAGCAGUUAUCGUGCCUCGAGCGCUCCUGCCCCGUCUGUGGCUGGCGUGACAGAUUCCAGCGUUGGCACAAUGUCCAGUGCAUUCUCAGCUCUCAAAAAAUUCGGCGCAGGGAGCAAGAUGUUCAGUAUCGCCCGAUCAACCAUCACAUCCCGCACUGGCAGCCAACGAGGCAGCCUUUACUCAACGUCCACUCGGUCUGGAUCCAUCUUCCCAAAUUCACCUUUCGAAACGGGUUAUGACCUUGCGAAAAACGCACCUGGCGGUAUUGGCCUUUCAAACGCCAAGAUUAGGUUAUAUGCUCGGGAAUCUGCAUCGAAAUGGCGGGAUAUGGGGGCUGCUCGUCUUACAAUCUUGCACGCGCCUUCCGGCCCAUCCCGCCCGGGUACUGCUGGAACUAAUCGAGUAGAUGCUGGGAUAUCUCCUGCAGACUUUGGCAAUAUGGAGCCGAUGACGCCGGAUGGACAAUCUUCCGCUGUUCCCGCGCAAGUUGCUCCGGCAGCACCGGUAUCGUCAGCCCGUAGGGACGAAAAGCGCAUUCUCAUCCGAGGUGGACACAUGGUGCUUUGCAUGAAAACUUGGUUUGCAAAUUUUCUGGCCGGCUCAAUACCCCGCAAAGUGUUUCGGUUAUUCGAUCGAACCUUAUAUGUCUCAUUGGUUGCACACGGCUAA